CACUCUCGUCAUUGAACGUCAUCGGGUUGCGGCGGCGACAGAAUCGGCAGUGUUGUGAUUGAAUGACAGGCUCAACAGUGCAAUUUAUGUAAACUUUGACCUGAUAUACGAUUUUAAGUUAAUUAAAAUGAUUCACGAGCUCUUGUUGGCGUUAAGUGGAUACCCUGGGACUAUAUUCACAUGGAACAAACGGACAGGUUUACAGGUCUCCCAGGACCUGCCCUUUCUCCAUCCCAGUGAGACCAGUGUCCUGAACCGCCUCUGCAAACUGGGAUCCGAUUACAUUCGCUUCACAGAGUUCAUAGAGCAACACACAGGCCAUGUCCACCAGCAGGAGCACCACUCCAUUCAGACAAACCAGGCCGGACUCAAUGGGGUUUACCUGCGGGCUUUCUGCACGGGACUGGACUCCAUGCUACAGCCUUAUAGACAGGCUCUCCUGGACCUCGAACAAGAGUUUCUUGGCGACCCGCAUCUCUCCAUUUCUCAUGUGAAUUAUAUGUUGGAUCAGUUUCAGUUGCUGUUUCCCUCUGUUAUGGUGGUGGUGGAGACAAUAAAGUCCCAGAAGGUAAGGGCAUUACAAUGGAGACCAAUACAGUCCCAGAAGAUCCACGGCUGUCAGAUCCUGGAGACGGUGUACAAGCACAGCUGUGGAGGUCUGCCCCCUGUUCGCAUGGCCCUGGAGAAGAUCCUGGCGGUGUGCCACGGGGUGAUGUACAAGCAGCUGGCGGCGUGGAUGCUGCACGGUCUGCUGCUGGACCAGAGUGAGGAGUUCUAUGUGAAGCAGGGGCCCAGCGCUGGAGGGGCCGCCGCCAACCAGGAGGAGGAUGAGGAGGACCUGGGGAUUGGAGGCCUCAGCGGUAAACAGCUGAAAGAACUACAGGACCUGAGGCUGAUAGAGGAAGAGAACAUGCUGGCUCCGUCCCUGCAGCAGUUCUCUCUGCGGGCUGAGAUGCUGCCCUCCUACGUCCCCAUCCGCGUGGCUGAGAAGAUCCUCUUCGUGGGGGAGUCCGUCCAGAUGUUUGAGAACCACAACCACAGCCCGUCCAGAGCUGGCUCUAUACUGAAGCACCAGGAGGACAUGUUUGCAACAGAGCUGCACCGUCUCAAACAGCAGCCCCUCUUCAGCCUAGUGGACUUUGAGAACCUCAUAGACGGCAUCCGCAGCACCGUGGCAGAGCACCUGUGGACAUUAAUGGUGGAGGAAUCUGAUCUCCUGGGGCAACUGAAGAUCAUAAAGGACUUUUACCUGUUGGGCCGUGGCGAGCUGUACCAGGUGUUCAUUGACCACGCUCAGCACAUGCUCAAGACCCCGCCCACGGCUGUCACUGAACACGACGUAAAUGUGGCCUUUCAGCAGGCUGCCCACAAGGUGUUGUUGGACGACGACAACCUCCUGCCUCUCCUGCACCUCACCAUCGACUACCAGGGGAAGGAGAGCAAAGAUGCCACAGGGACCAGGGAAGGGGCAACUCCCCCACAGGAGUCCUCCCCCAGGGAGGUGCCCCCUACGGGCUGGGCUGCUCUGGGCUUGGCCUACAAGGUCCAGUGGCCCCUGCACAUCCUCUUCACCCCUGCCGUUCUGGAGAAGUAUAAUGUGAUAUUUCGUUACCUGCUUAGUGUGCGGCGGGUGCAGUCUGAGCUGCAGCACUGCUGGGCUCUACAGAUGCAGAGGAAACACCUCAAAUCCAACCAGACAGACGCUGUCAAGUGGAGGCUACGUAACCACAUGGCUUUCCUGGUGGACAAUCUGCAGUACUACCUACAGGUGGACGUGCUGGAGUCUCAGUUCUCUCAGCUGCUGCAGCAGAUCAACUCCACCAGAGACUUUGAGAGCAUCCGGCUGGCCCACGACCACUUCCUUAGCAACCUGCUAGCACAGUCCUUCAUCCUGCUCAAGCCAGUGUUCCACUGUCUGAAUGAGAUCCUGGAGCUGUGUCACAACUUCUGCUCAUUGGUCAGCCAGAACGUGGCUCCGCUGGAUGAGAGAGGAACAGCCCAACUGGACAUCUUGGUCAAGGGUUUCAGUCGUCAGUCCUUCCUGCUCUUCAAGAUCCUGUCAGGUGUCAGAAACCACCAGAUCAACUCUGACCUGGCUCAGCUGCUGCUCAGGCUGGACUACAACAAGUACUACACCCAGUCAGGAGGCACCCUGGGCAGUUUCUGAUUGGGAGAGAAAAUGGAGGAUGAUUUCCAGAUGAGGUCUUCAGUAACAAGCGUUCCAGACCAUUUAUCUUCAAGUCGGAUGGAAGGACUUGAAAAUCAGUAUGUUGUUGCAUAACCCCAUUGUGUCCUGAAACGUCUUUGAUUCUAUGAUUAUUCUGUAUGGUCCCAGAUCUGUUUGCUCUGUAUGAGUUGGCUAUACAGCACAAACCGAUUUGAGAACAGGCUGUUUCAAUCAGAUACAAUAGGGUAAGUAACAGAGCUUGUAUAAAUUGUAAAUACUGUAUCAUUAAUGUGUGUGCCUUUUCAUGAAGAAACAGACAAAUAAACCAUAAUUAAAAUGAAA
This is a messenger RNA of Oncorhynchus mykiss (rainbow trout), 2509 nucleotides long. The record is from RefSeq and is a predicted model, not a curated record. NCBI's taxonomy places the organism in Eukaryota, Metazoa, Chordata, Actinopteri, Salmoniformes, Salmonidae.